Molecule: messenger RNA, 2615 nt
Organism: Cylas formicarius (sweet potato weevil)
Lineage: Eukaryota; Metazoa; Arthropoda; Insecta; Coleoptera; Brentidae
Gene: Eip63F-1
Product: calcium-binding protein E63-1
Exons: 6
Coding region: 325-870 (181 amino acids)
Molecular function (GO): enzyme regulator activity; calcium ion binding
Source: RefSeq, a predicted model, not a curated record
GUGUAACUUUUAAUGUUGCAAUGCAAACAAAAAUAUGUGUGUCGUUCCGCUGAUACGGAGGGAAAUAAAAAUUGAGCGCUUUUAGGAGUGGUGCCAUAUUUCGAACACAGUGUAAAAAAGGUCUAUUAGGUGUACUCGGCCGGGCAUCGCGGGCUACAUUUGUGAUUUGUCGACGACGAAAUUUUAUUAGUUUGGCAGAGAGAAGUACAUUUAUUUCUAUGGCAUAGCGGGUUAAGAUGCAUCAGGAAUUCGCAAUGAGUACAUGUUCGUAAACCUCAGUUCUGUCAUCAAGGCGGCUCGUUUAUCAUCAAAGUGAGUUCACGGAUGAUGGCUAAACCGUUUUUGGGAAGACGCAGGAGCUCCUCGAUCAAGAAAGAUUUUUCGGAAAAAGAAUUGAAAGAUUUACGAACAGCAUUUGAAUUGUUAGACAGAAAUCAGGAUGGAAACGUGACAACCAGCGAAUUUAAAAUAAUGAUGAAUAAUUUAGGCAUUGAAAUGAAAGACGAUAAAGCGGAACAAAUUAUAAGAAAUGCCAGCCAUUCAGGAAGAGAGAUAAUUGAUGAAAACGACUUUUUGAAAUUUGUUAAGGAAAUCCAAGACUUGUGCUUAAAACCAAAUGCCGAAGAGGAUGAUACCAAAAACGACCUCUCCGCAGCCUUUAAAGUUUUCGAUCUUGAUAGCGACGGUUACAUUACCAAAGAUGAAUUGCGAAUAGCGAUGGAAAUGAUAGGAGAGGAGGUCUCCGAAGAACAACUCACUCACGUUAUGGAUCUAGCUGACACUGAUAAAGAUGGAAAAAUUAAUUUUGAUGUUUUCUUUCAGAAAGAGCUGUCUACUUUUCUUUCAGAGUUCGUCCAGCUCCUAUCCUGAGACCAUUUCAUUUGGACUAGAACUAAUUUUCGGUACCAAAAUGUAAGUUUUAAGAUAAGUUUAUUUCAAAAAGGCUGAGACAAAAAUAUUUUCGUUAUAUGAAAUAUGUCAAAUGGUAGAUUGCACAUGUAAAACUGUACUGUAUUGUACUGUUUGUCCAUUUCUAUGUUAUAUCUCAGUUAUUAUUAGAGAUAGAGCGAUGCGAUUUUCGCGUUAUGGUGCUCGAUUUUCGUGAAAGAUGCUGAAAAUGUAUCCAGAUUGCAUUGUUUUUGAGAUAUAGGGUAGAAAAAAUUGUUUCGUAUUUUAAACAGCCUGUAUCGUAAUGCGGCGAUGAAAACGCAAUCUUGUAGAUAUUUUUACGUAGGCUGCAGUGACGUACUCAGAUUUCUUUGCGAAAUAAGAUGUAAUUUUUAAGAUACCUGCUAAAUUAAUGUUUUUUUUUCUAAAUGGAACACCCGAUAUAAAUAUUUUCUAUUUUAUUGUGCUUUUUAUACACUUUUCAAAAAGUAAGCUUACCUAAAUAUUUUUAAAAUGAACAUCCAUUUUGACAAUUUAAAAAAUAUUCUUGUUUUCUAUUUGAAUUUCAUACAUAUUAUUGUUUAAAUAAUUGAACUAGAACGUGGAAUCCAGAAUUCAGUGGCGUACUCAGAUUUUGAUAUACACUUUAUACAAGACCUCACAUAUUUUUUAAAACUUUGAGCUUUUUAUACGCCCUCCAACAAUUUAUGAUAUUUAAGACAUAUUUUAUAAGAUAAGUAAAAAUAUUUACGCUUAUUGAUUUGCUUCCCAAAAAUUCUACAAUACAUUUAAAAAAGAAUAUUCCAGAUUAUAUUAUUGUUGUAGUUCACACCGUAUUGGUUUCUGAUGAAAGAAAAACCCACAGCCUACUCUAAUUUAAUUUUUUGAAACAAUUUAUACAGUAACCAUGAAAACAAAAUUAGGUAAUUAACAUUGUCAAAAAAUAGUUAUUCUACUACAAUUCUUUUCCUUGGUUCGUUGCUUUAGUAUAGCUACAAAUAAAUUAUUUGAACAUAAAGAACAUAAGUGUGUGUAUAUAUUAUAUAUGGUAUUUAAUGUAAUUUGCUCAAGUUUGGAUCAUUUAGUAAGCCAAAGCUCGAUGAAAAUCAGGAGGAAAAUGAAACUAAUGUGUUAGGAUUUAUAAAUGCAACGACUGUUAAGUCAUGCAGAAUAGUGGAUUGCAAAAUAAUAAAUUUUUGAAAAGCAUAUAAAAAGCGUCAUCAAAUUUUUACCAAAUAUACGAUAUAACAAAAAAAACAAAAUUUUGGAUAAUAUUUUAAAAAUUAGAUCUAUUAUAAAAAAUCUGAGUCCUCCGUUUUUAUUACCUCAUUACGAUACAGGAUACUUAAAAUACCAUAGGUAACUGAUAGGGCCAAAUUCUCCGAUUCUCCCAGUGUAUCGAAAAUAAAACCAGCUAGGAUUGUUUUGGAAACGGCAUCUUUCGUUUCUAGAAAAUCGAUCAUAGUAUUGGGAAAAAUUCGCAAUAACAUAACGAAAAAUGGCCAAUCUGUAUAUAUUAUGAGACUUCUAUAAAUUGCUAAUUUUACCAACCAAAUUAACGUAGUAAGUGAACCACGGCAGUAAAUAAAAAACUCAUCCGUAACGUCUAAAUCAGAGAAAUAAAAUUAUUAUUACUGCUUGUUUUCGUUUACGGCCGUUGUACGGUAGUUAAAUAUUUGUUGCUUAAUGUUAGACAAAAAUAAAUCUCUUACUUGUUUUCAAGACAA